Molecule: messenger RNA, 1308 nt
Organism: Sesamum indicum (sesame)
Lineage: Eukaryota; Viridiplantae; Streptophyta; Magnoliopsida; Lamiales; Pedaliaceae
Product: vacuolar protein sorting-associated protein 20 homolog 1
Biological process (GO): vesicle budding from membrane; late endosome to vacuole transport via multivesicular body sorting pathway
Cellular component (GO): ESCRT III complex; multivesicular body
Source: RefSeq, a predicted model, not a curated record
UUCUGCAAUCCCCAUGCAACUUCGGAAGCAACCACCUUCAAGAGAAAAAGCAAACUCAAAUGAAAAAAUAAAAGUAAAUGUAAACAAAUUAACUUAUUGUUUCUUUCUCCAUUUACCAUUUCUCCCGUUCAUUGACAACCUUUAACCAUCACAGAUCCUCCGUCAGCCUCCUCCGCCGCCCACCGCCGCCGCCAGCUAACUUGUGGUUGUUUGUGCAUAUUAAGUACGAUAAGAAGAUUAUCUUACGGUGAAAGUUGGCGGGUCGAACGUUCGUUGUCUGGAGGUUUAUGGCCGAACCUCUCCCGGGAAAGAGACCGGCGGCUCUACUCGGCAAAUUCUCUCUCUGUCCCAUUAGGUAUCAACAGCUGGGCUGAGAGAGAUUUAACAUUCUGUAAAUGGAGAAUCCCGAAUAAUCUUCUUAUCUGUCAUUAGUUUUUAAAAUUUUGUGUUUGGGCAACACAUAAUUAACAAAAAUGGGGAAUGUUUUGGUGAAGAAGCCAAAAAUCACGCAAGUGGACAAGGCCAUUCUUUCCCUCAAAACCCAAAGGCGUAAGCUUGCACAAUACCAGCAGCAGCUAGAGGCUGUUGUUGAAGCUGAGAAGCAAGCUGCAAAAGAUUUGCUUCGUGAAAAGAAAAAGGACAGGGCCUUGUUAGCUCUGAAGAAGAAGAAAGUCCAAGAAGACCUACUGAAGCAAGUUGAUGCCUGGCUUAUCAAUGUUGAGCAACAAUUGGCUGAUGUUGAACUGGCGAGCAAACAAAAAGCAGUAUUUGAGAGUUUGAAGGCUGGAAACAAUGCGGUUAAAGCAAUACAAAGUGAGAUCAACCUGGAUGAUGUUCAAAAACUGAUGAACGACACCGCUGAGGCAAAAGCUUAUCAAGAUGAAAUUAAUGCAAUUCUGGGAGAGAAGCUAUCAGCUGAAGAUGAAGAGGAAAUAUUAGCAGAAUUUGAGAAACUAGAGAUACAGAUGUCAUCUCAAGAUCUUUCAGAUGAACGAGAAGAGAAGCUGGAUCUUCCAGACGUGCCAUCAAAAGCUCCAGCUCUCCAUGACGCAGUCGAAGAUACUCCGGGUGAAAUUUCUGAACGGAAAAAAGUUAUGGAGGAACCAUUAGCUGCUUGAUGGUGAAAAUAUAUUGCUUGCUCUCAGCCGUCUUUAUAUACAAGAGAGAUGCGUUUUUGCCAGCAUUCACUCAACAUAACUUAGUUUUCAAUUUUUUCAUUUGGUUUUUCCAGUACAUAACAUUUGUCCAUCUAAUUGGCUGAUACGAUCUUACAGAUUAAUACAAAACUUAUGUACCAAAAUGAUUCUU